CCAGGACUCCUCACUAUGGCAUCCUUCAAUGCCCACGAGAAGAAAUUAAUUGUUGAGCUGUGGGCCAAGGUCGAUGUGGCCCAAUGCGGUGCUGACGCCCUCAGCAGGAUGCUGAUUGUCUACCCCUGGAAGAGGAGGUAUUUUGAACAUUUUGGAAAAAUGUGCAAUGCCCACGACAUCCUGCACAAUUCAAAAGUCCAGGAACAUGGCAAGAAGGUGCUGGCCUCCUUUGGGGAAGCCGUGAAGCACCUGGACAACAUCAAGGGCCACUUCGCCAACCUGAGCAAGCUGCACUGCGAGAAGUUUCAUGUGGAUCCCGAGAACUUCAAGGUGAGCGGUGUGCAUGGCUUGCUUGCAGGCUGGGAUGGAUGGGCAUUCAUGAGAGAUCAUUCAGGGAGCUGGUAAUUAAUUAAGAAAUGC
Alligator sinensis (Chinese alligator) is the source of this 420-nucleotide messenger RNA. Its product is annotated as hemoglobin subunit beta-like. Gene Ontology annotation, molecular function: peroxidase activity; organic acid binding; oxygen binding. Gene Ontology annotation, cellular component: blood microparticle; hemoglobin complex; haptoglobin-hemoglobin complex. The transcript has 2 exons. Gene Ontology annotation, biological process: hydrogen peroxide catabolic process; oxygen transport. Lineage: Eukaryota; Metazoa; Chordata; Crocodylia; Alligatoridae. The record is from RefSeq and is a predicted model, not a curated record. The coding region runs from base 16 to 405 and encodes 129 amino acids.